Molecule: messenger RNA, 474 nt
Organism: Schizosaccharomyces japonicus yFS275
Lineage: Eukaryota; Fungi; Ascomycota; Schizosaccharomycetes; Schizosaccharomycetales; Schizosaccharomycetaceae
Product: SAGA complex/transcription initiation factor Taf9
Exons: 1
Coding region: 1-474 (157 amino acids)
Biological process (GO): positive regulation of DNA-templated transcription; DNA-templated transcription initiation
Cellular component (GO): SAGA complex; nucleus; transcription factor TFIID complex
Molecular function (GO): protein heterodimerization activity
Source: RefSeq, a predicted model, not a curated record
AUGUCCUCUCCUACAGAAGACUUUUCCAAAACGCCCAAGGAUGCGCGGCUGAUCCACCUCAUCAUGACCUCUCUCGGGGUCCCCGCGUACUCCCAGUCUGUGCCGCUGCAAUUGCUAACAUUUGCUCAUCGAUACACACAGCAAAUCAUUCAAGACUCACACGUGUAUGCCGAGCACGCUCGAGGAACCAACGCCGCCAUCAACGUCGACGACGUCCGUCUGGCUAUCGCCUCCCAGAUAAACCACUCGUUCACCGGCCCGCCUCCCAAGGAAUUUCUCCUCGAGCUCGCCAACGAACGCAACCGCAAGCCUCUCCCUCAGGUCCUUCCGGCCUACGGCCUCCGCCUGCCGCCCGAGAAGUACUGCCUCACACAGCCCAACUGGGCUACUCAAGGCCCGCCCCCGCAGGAGCAGCAACCCCCACAGCAGCAGACGGAGCAGGAGAACAAGCCAGGCGGAGGCGAGACGCGGUGA